This is a messenger RNA of Neomonachus schauinslandi (Hawaiian monk seal), 2145 nucleotides long. It is a transcript of the gene LIMK1, whose product is annotated as LIM domain kinase 1. Gene Ontology annotation, cellular component: nucleus; neuron projection; cytoplasm. Gene Ontology annotation, biological process: positive regulation of stress fiber assembly; actin cytoskeleton organization; protein phosphorylation. The record is from RefSeq and is a predicted model, not a curated record. The coding region runs from base 1 to 1935 and encodes 644 amino acids. The transcript is spliced from 16 exons. NCBI's taxonomy places the organism in Eukaryota, Metazoa, Chordata, Mammalia, Carnivora, Phocidae. Gene Ontology annotation, molecular function: protein serine/threonine kinase activity; ATP binding; protein binding.
AUGCCUAAUGGCCGGCUUGAGGAGGUGCCAGGCAUCCCCAGAGCAGGAAGUGAGUUGCCCGUGUGUGCGAGCUGCGGCCAGAGGAUCUAUGACGGCCAGUACCUCCAGGCCCUGAAUGCGGACUGGCACGCAGACUGCUUCAGGUGUUGUGAGUGCAGUGCCUCCCUCUCGCACCAGUACUACGAGAAGGAUGGGCAGCUCUUCUGCAAGAGGGACUACUGGGCCCGCUAUGGAGAGUCCUGCCACGGGUGCUCGGAGCACAUCACCAAGGGGCUGGUCAUGGUGGCCGGCGAGCUGAAAUACCACCCCGAGUGCUUCAUCUGCCUCACGUGCGGGACGUUCAUCGGUGACGGGGACACCUACACACUGGUGGAGCACUCCAAGCUGUACUGUGGACACUGCUACUACCAGACCGUGGUGACCCCUGUCAUCGAGCAGAUCCUGCCCGACUCCCCCGGCUCCCGCCUGCCCCACACAGUUACCCUAGUAUCCAUCCCAGCCUCAGCUCAUGGCAAACGUGGCCUCUCAGUCUCCAUCGACCCCCCACACGGCCCACCAGGCUGCAGCACAGAGCACUCCCACACCGUCCGCGUCCAGGGGGUGGACCCAGGCUGCAUGAGCCCAGAUGUGAAGAAUUCCAUCCAUGUCGGAGACCGGAUCCUGGAAAUCAAUGGCACACCCAUCCGGAAUGUGCCCCUGGAUGAGAUUGACCUGCUGAUCCAGGAGACCAGCCGCCUGCUCCAGCUAACUCUUGAGCACGACCCCCACGACACGCUGGGCCAUGGGCCGGGGCCUGAGCCCAGCCCCCUGGCCUCCCCAACUCUUACUCCCAGCGGGGAACUGGGCAGCUCUCCCCGGCAGAAGCCUGUCUUGAGGAGCUACAGCAUCGACAGGUCUCCGGGUGCUGGCUCACUGGGCUCCCCAGCCUCCCAGCGCAAGGACCUGGGGCGCUCCGAAUCCCUGCGCGUGGUCUGCCGGCCACACCGCAUCUUCCGGCCAUCGGACCUCAUCCAUGGGGAGGUGCUGGGCAAGGGCUGCUUCGGCCAGGCCAUCAAGGUGACGCACCGGGAGACGGGCGAGGUGAUGGUGAUGAAGGAGCUGAUCCGGUUCGACGAAGAGACCCAGAGGACAUUCCUCAAGGAGGUGAAGGUCAUGAGAUGCCUGGAGCACCCCAAUGUGCUCAAGUUCAUCGGGGUACUCUAUAAGGACAAGAGGCUCAACUUCAUCACGGAGUACAUCAAGGGGGGCACCCUCCGGGGCAUCAUCAAGAGCAUGGACAGCCAGUACCCGUGGAGUCAGAGGGUGAGCUUUGCCAAGGACAUCGCUUCAGGGAUGGCCUACCUUCACUCCAUGAACAUCAUCCACCGGGACCUCAACUCCCACAACUGCCUCGUCCGAGAGAACAAGAACGUGGUGGUGGCUGACUUCGGGCUGGCCCGGCUCAUGGUGGAAGAGAAGACACAGCCCGAAGACCUGCGAAGCCUCAAGAAGCCGGACCGCAAAAAGCGAUACACGGUGGUGGGCAACCCCUACUGGAUGGCGCCCGAGAUGAUCAAUGGCCGCAGCUAUGACGAGAAGGUGGAUGUGUUUUCCUUUGGAAUCGUCCUGUGCGAGAUCAUUGGGCGGGUGAAUGCGGAUCCCGACUACCUGCCCCGCACCAUGGACUUUGGCCUCAAUGUGCGAGGCUUCCUGGACCGUUACUGCCCCCCAAACUGUCCACCGAGCUUUUUCCCCAUCACCGUGCACUGCUGUGAUCUGGACCCUGAGAAGAGGCCCUCCUUCGUGAAGCUGGAGCAGUGGCUGGAGACCCUCCGCAUGCACUUGGCCGGCCACCUGCCACUGGGCCCGCAGCUAGAGCAGCUGGACAGGGGCUUCUGGGAGACCUACCGGCGCGGCGAGAGCGGACUGCCUGCCCACCCCGAGGUCCCCGACUGAGCCCCGGCCGCCCCCGUCCCCACCGCCGGCACCCACUCUUCUGCGGGUCGUGGCCGGCUGUGGAGCCCUCGGCCAGGCAGCAGGCGCCCAGACUCCUCCCCCAGUGCCAGGCCCCGACUGGCCUCCUCCGUCCCAGGGGCCAUGGCCCCUGCCCCAUCUCUGCCCCUGGCCCCAGAGCUGGCCUGGCUGCAUACACACCAUCACCUCGCC